Dermatophagoides farinae (American house dust mite) is the source of this 3200-nucleotide messenger RNA. RefSeq lists its product as uncharacterized. The record is from RefSeq and is a predicted model, not a curated record. Gene Ontology annotation, cellular component: nucleus. Gene Ontology annotation, molecular function: sequence-specific double-stranded DNA binding; DNA-binding transcription factor activity, RNA polymerase II-specific. Gene Ontology annotation, biological process: regulation of transcription by RNA polymerase II. Lineage: Eukaryota; Metazoa; Arthropoda; Arachnida; Sarcoptiformes; Pyroglyphidae.
GAUCAGUCGGUCAGUCAUUAAUUGGCACUAAUCUAAUUUGAUAUUCAUUUAAAAAAUAAUAAUAAAGAAAAAAAAAUCAUCCAUCUACCACUAGCAACAACAUCACUUGGAUCGCCCGAUUUUCAAUGACGACGACAAAAUUAUGAGUUCGAUUUAUUUACAAACACCAAUCGACAGUGGUGGUAGUGGUGGUGGCAACAGUUUAUCUAUUUCGUGUAUGGAAGAUGUUCAACCAUCAUAUGUCCAUGAUGUAGUCGACGAUACAGAAUUGAUAUUGACAAACAACACCGGUCACCAUCAUAAUCAUAGUCCGACGAUGUUAACACUUUAUCCAUAUGGCAAUUUUAAUGAUUUGGCUCCAAUGGUUAACAAUAGUGGUUCACGUGAGGAAAAUUCUAGCCUUUUAACCGGAUGUACAGAAUCGUCAAUCAAUAUCGAGCAAGAGCAAACAACGACAAGGACUUUAUCAUCAUCGUCAUCACUUUGGCUUCCGCAUGAAUGGCAAUCACGACAUUUAUCCAGCAGCACUUUGAUGAAUCGAUGUUAUCAAAUGGAUGAGUGGCAAUUACCCUCAUCAUCAUCAUCAUCAUCCACAUCGAUGAAUCCGGCAGCUCAAGUUGCAUCUAAUCACAUGGUCGGCGCCAUAAUCGAUACGACCAACACAAAUUAUCUAUUGGAUCCAUUCAAUACUCAACAGACAGAUAUCAAUACAACUAUAUUAUAUGAAGAUAAUGGUAAUGGUGGUAAAGAAAAUGUGACAAAUAUUGAUAAUGCUGCAGACAACAACAACAGUAAUGGCAACGAUCACUAUGGCCACCAGCACCAUAAUCAUCAUCAGGUAUCAUCUUCUUCAUCAUCAAAUGGAUCAUUGUCGUCCUCAUCGUGUUCAUCAUCAUCGUCCUCGCCACCAUCAUCAACAUCAUCAUCGGCAUCAUCAUUAAUGAUCGACAUCCGAUUGAUCAGACCGGUGGUGAAAAAUUUAUCUGAUGAAAACGAUCGAUCAAUUGAAGAUACAACAGCAGUAACCGAAUCCAUGUCGUAUGUGACAUCAACAACGACAUAUGAAUCAACAACGUCGACGACUACGGCCACUGUAGCAACCAAUGAUAGUGAUAGUGGCGUCCAUACGAAUCAAGCUUCGUUGGAUAACCAUCAUCAUCAGCAUCAACAACAUCCAUAUGAUGGCCAACAACCACCGCAACAACAUCAUCAUUCUGGAUCCUAUCUAUCCGUGAAUAAUCAUAGUCGGGCAAUCUAUAACAUCUAUAAUAAUCAUAAUAAUGAUAAUAAUGAUGAUGUUGAUCCAUUAUCCAAUGGUUCAAUGUCAUUUCAUAAUAAUUUCAUUCCAACAACAACAACAACAACAACAACAUCAACAACUGAAAUGUAUCGUGGCCAAGCAAUUGUAGUCGGUAGUGAUCAUCAUCAAGAGCAGAAUUCAUUUAGCUAUGCCGAUAUCACUGUACCCGAUGAUACAUUAUUCCUAAAUCUAGUGGAUCAUUCAAAAUCGAACGCACCACCACCAACAUCCACAUCAUCAAUGACCACAACAACAAACGAAAGUCCAACCAUGAAUGAAAUGAAUUCACAGCAACAGCAGCAGCAGCAACAGCAACAGCAACAACAACAAUGGCAGGAUAUUCAUUAUUCACAGCAUCCAACAAAAGGACACAAUCGUCGAUCACCAUAUCAAAUGGUAACUACAUCGAAUGGAACGAGUAGUGAUAAAUCACCACCAUCUAAUCAUUCACGAAUAAACCAUUCAAUCACAUCUCCACUGAUUCCAACAACAUCGACAACAUCGACAAUCGCUACGACAACGACGAUCACUACAAAUAAUAACAAUAACAACAAUGUCGGAAAUAAAAAGAAAAAGACCAGAACGACAUUCACAUCAUAUCAACUUGAUGAAUUGGAACGUGCAUUUCAAUGUGCACCAUAUCCAGAUGUAUUUGCUCGUGAAGAAUUGGCCAAUCGUUUAAAGCUAAGUGAAUCACGUGUUCAAGUUUGGUUUCAGAAUCGUAGAGCAAAAUGGCGGAAACGUGAACCACCAAGAAAAUCAUUUCUAAAUUCGAAUUUUUUUGCCAAAAAUCAUCCUCUGAUGGCCAUUAGUCAUCAUUCACAUCCUCACCGCCAUAACCAGCAUCCCCAUCAUCCGCUCAAUACAUCAGGCUUGGUUGCAAUGGCUACAACAAACAUUACAUCAUCAUCGCCAUCGCCAUCAUCAGGUCAUUCAUCUAGUUUGAUGUUUGGUUCGAAUGUCAAUGGUACAGCAGCAGCAAUCAUGUCGAAUUCAUCAUCAACAACUAGUCCACAUCAUUAUCCAAGUGGUGCUUAUGUAUCACCAACGAAUGUAAUCGGAUCGACACUGGUCCCAAUUGUUGGAUCAAGUUCCUCUCCGCAACAAGCGGCAACAGCAGCAGCGACAACGAGCAUAAUGACAUCUUCAUCGUCGAAUCCAAUGUUUACUACGAUCAAUGAUAACGUGUCAUCGAAUCAUCAUUGGUCCGGUUGGCCAACAACAACAUCAUUCAUCCCCGAUCAUUAUGGCCAACAACAAUUAUCCAAUAUAAAUGGUACAACUAGUCCAACAUCGAUAGGUUCCUUUUAUCAUCAGAACAACCCAAUUACCAUACCUCAACCAUACGGUAGCCAUGGAUAUUAUCCAACAAAUGUCUAUAACCAAUCAUCCGGUAAUCAUCACCAUCUCUAUGAAACACCAUGUUCGUUAUUGAUGGAUAAAUCGACAACAACAUCAACAACAACGGGACAACAUGAAUCGUUAACAUUCGAUACGACAUCAUCAUCUCCAAUGCACAGUCCAAAUACAAUUCAAUCGAUCAAAACGGAAUCAAAAUCUCCAUCUAUCAUUGAAUCAAAACAAUUAUCAUCACCAUUGUCGUCAUAUACAGCUAUGAAUGCACAACAACCAGAAACGGAUGCACAUAAAUCAGAAUAAUCAUAGUCAUCAUACACAUUGUACAUAGAAAAUAUUAUAUUACAUACACAUUGCACAUGACGCCAGCAACCAAACACCCACCCACCCACCACCAACAACAUGGAGCUCACCACAGAAUGCCUUGAUUCUUAUAAAUAUUUCUAGCUAUGCAACUAUGCAACUAGGCAAUAUCUAUCUAAUCAAUAUCAUUAUCAUCAUUUAACAUGUAUCAAUCACAUCAUCAUUGAAAUUAAUUAAUUAU